UCUGCUGGCCUGUGCUUAUAGUCUUAUUACACUGCAAGUUUUAGAGACUUUGCAGUGUAACCUCUGCAGAAAAAUAAUAAUAAUCAUAUUAAUACAAUGUAUGAAUAUGAGGCCUUGCUGUGUGACUGUACGGGCUGAUCCGGUAUGCCUGGCCUGCUGCUCUGUCAUCCGUUUCCCGGGGCAUUAGGUACACACAGGUUUGCUUACAACCUGCAGCACUGUGUGACCCGGGACACCCACCCUGCGCCCUCCCCGGCAGCUCCCCGUCCCUCCCCCGGGUGUUGCUGCAGUGGCUGCUCUGGGCGGGUCUGCUCCUGACGUCGCUUCCUUCCAACAUGGCGGGCGGAGCCGAGCUUUCCUGAGCCGCUGAGCAGCCGUCACAGCAGCCGCAGCGACCUCACGUUCCCCGGGAGCCAGCGCCAGACACACAGCCCCUUUGCUGGUGACAGCUGUCGCCCGGGCUGGGAUGGGGCGGCCUUCAGCAGGAACUGUCGGGAUAUAACGCCGGGACUGGGAGAUCGCAGCCUGGGGAGAAGGAUCGCACCCUGCGAUAAUAACAGCAGCAGCAACAACAACAACAACAUGUUCCUGACCAGAGCCCUGGAGAAGAUCCUGAGCGACAAGGAGGUGAAGAGAGCCCAUCACAGCCAGCUGCGCAAAGCCUGCGAGGUGGCGCUAGAGGAAAUAAAAUGCGAAACAGAUAAACAAAAUCCUCCCCAAGGAGAAGCGAAGGCUGGUUCUAGCACCCUUCCGCCCGUGAAAUCAAAAGCCACUUUUAUUGAAGCCGACAAGUACUUUUUACCGUUUGAUCUUGCAUGCCAGUCCAAAUGCCCCCGGAUUGUUAGCACAUCUCUGGACUGUUUGCAGAAACUUAUUGCAUAUGGACACCUGACCGGCAACGCACCUGACAGCACAACACCUGGCAAGAAGCUAAUUGAUAGGAUAAUUGAAACUAUAUGUGGCUGCUUCCAAGGACCUCAAACAGAUGAAGAUGUUCAAUUACAAAUCAUUAAGGCUCUGCUUACUGCAGUCACUUCACAACAUAUAGAAAUUCACGAAGGAACAGUACUACAAGCUGUCAGAACAUGUUACAAUAUCUACUUAGCCAGCAAAAACCUUGUCAAUCAGACCACAGCCAAGGCUACCCUGACACAGAUGCUCAAUGUGAUAUUUGCACGUAUGGAAAACCAGGCGCUCCAAGAAGCCAAACACAUGGAGAAGGAACGGCACAAGCAGCAGCAACACUUACAGCACUCUCCUCUAAGCCACCACGAGCUGGAAUUACCUCAGAUGGGACACAUUCUGGAGCAGCCUGACCAGCUGGCUCGGGAACAAGAAGGAGAGCUGGAUCGGCAUCCGAAAUCCAUAGAAAACUCUGUACAAGAAGAAGCAGACCAGCAGAAUGGAUAUGAUGCUCAUAGUACGGAGAAUGAGAAUCCUGAGGCGAACCAGUCCGCUGAUGCUCAAAAUCACUCCAAAUCUGAUUUAGGGAAUGGAGUUGACAGCAACAAUGAGUGUGAGGAUAAUACCCGGGAGAUUAUUCAGAGCAUAAUACAGGACAUGCUAAAUGUGGUAGUAGGAGGUGACGAGACUGUUCUCAAUGAAUGUACUACCAGGACAUCAGAAGAUGGGAGUGAUGGAGACGCCAUUCAUAUCAAUGGCAUACCUGGAACCCCAAUAUCUAUGGCAUACACCCCCUCCCUUCCAGAUGACAGAUUAUCCAUCUCCUCCAAUGACACUCAGGAAUCUGGAAAUACUUCAGGACCUACUCCUGGUGCUAAGUUCUCUCAUAUUUUACAAAAGGAUGCCUUCCUAGUCUUCAGGUCACUAUGUAAAUUAUCUAUGAAGCCGCUGUCUGAUGGGCCACCUGACCCAAAAUCCCAUGAGCUUCGUUCAAAGGUACUAUCACUCCAGUUGCUCUUGUCUAUACUGCAGAAUGCUGGCCCUGUCUUCAAGACCAAUGAGAUGUUUAUCAAUGCAAUCAAGCAGUACCUCUGUGUGGCGCUGUCAAAGAAUGGCGUUUCAUCCGUCCCUGAAGUCUUUGAACUUUCGCUCUCCAUUUUUUUGACACUGUUAUCAAAUUUCAAACUACAUCUGAAGAUGCAGAUUGAGGUUUUCUUCAAAGAAAUCUUCCUUUAUAUCCUGGAAACCUCAACUAGCUCAUUUGAUCACAAAUGGAUGGUUAUUCAGACAUUGACAAGAAUCUGUGCAGAUGCCCAAGGGGUGGUGGAUAUUUAUGUCAAUUACGACUGUGACUUGAAUGCAGCAAACAUCUUUGAAAGAUUGGUUAAUGAUCUCUCAAAGAUUGCUCAAGGAAGAGGCAAUCAAGAACUUGGCGUGUCAAAUGUUCAGGAAUUAAGUCUGAGAAAGAAAGGCUUGGAGUGCUUGGUGUCCAUUCUGAAAUGUAUGGUAGAGUGGAGUAAGGACCUUUAUGUGAAUCCAAACUCCCAGACAACCCUCGGACAGGAAAAACCUGUUGAGCAAGAGACAAAUGAGACCAAACACCUGGAGACCAUAAACCGAUACGGAAGCCUGAACUCUCUGGAUUCCACCACGUCUUCUGGCAUCGGCAGCUAUAGCACUCAGAUGUCCGGCACAGACAACCCUGAACAGUUUGAAGUUUUGAAACAGCAAAAAGAAAUAAUAGAACAAGGGAUAGAUUUAUUUAAUAAGAAGCCAAAAAGAGGAAUCCAGUAUUUACAAGAGCAGGGGAUGCUGGGAAAUACUCCAGAAGAUAUUGCUCAGUUCCUGCAUCAGGAGGAGAGAUUAGACUCUACUCAGGCGGGAGAGUUCCUCGGAGACAAUGAUAAGUUUAACAAAGAAGUAAUGUAUGCCUAUGUGGACCAACAUGACUUUUUGGGGAAGGACUUUGUGUCUGCUCUCCGGUUGUUCUUAGAAGGAUUCCGCCUUCCUGGUGAAGCCCAAAAAAUUGACCGUUUAAUGGAAAAGUUUGCUGCGCGAUACUUAGAGUGCAAUCAGGGACAAACCUUGUUUGCUAGUGCAGACACCGCUUAUGUUUUGGCAUAUUCCAUUAUCAUGUUAACAACCGAUCUUCACAGCCCUCAGGUGAAGAACAAAAUGACAAAAGAACAGUAUAUCAAAAUGAACAGAGGUAUUAAUGACAGCAAGGAUCUCCCUGAAGAGUAUCUCUCCGCUAUCUACAAUGAAAUUGCCGGGAAGAAAAUUUCCAUGAAGGAGACAAAGGAGCUAGCCAUCCCCACAAAAUCGUCCAAACCAAGUGUGGCUAGUGAGAAGCAGAGGAGGUUGUUGUACAACUUAGAGAUGGAGCAGAUGGCGAAGACAGCGAAGGCUCUGAUGGAGGCAGUAAGUCACGUCCAGGCCCCAUUCACCAGUGCCACUCAUCUGGAGCAUGUGAGGCCAAUGUUUAAGUUGGCCUGGACCCCGUUCCUUGCAGCGUUCAGUGUGGGGUUACAGGACUGUGAUGAUACAGAUGUCGCCUCUCUCUGUUUGGAGGGAAUUCGCUGUGCGAUAAGGAUUGCAUGUAUCUUCAGUAUCCAGCUUGAAAGAGAUGCCUAUGUCCAGGCUCUGGCGAGGUUUACAUUAUUAACUGUGAGUUCUGGAAUUACGGAGAUGAAACAGAAGAAUAUAGAUACCAUCAAAACUCUCAUCACCGUGGCUCACACAGAUGGAAACUACUUGGGAAGCUCUUGGCAUGAGAUUUUAAAGUGUAUCAGCCAACUGGAACUAGCACAAUUAAUAGGCACUGGCGUGAAACCUCGUUACAUCUCUGGGACAGUGAGGAAUAGAGAAGGGUCAUUUACUGGAACCAAAGAUCAAGCCUCAGAUGAGUUUCUAGGCCUAGUCGGAGGAAAUGUUGACUGGAAGCAGAUGGCCAGUAUACAGGAAUCCAUAGGUGAAACUAGCUCUCAAAGCGUUGUGGUGGCUGUGGACAGGAUAUUUACUGGAUCCACAAGGCUGGAUGGAAAUGCUAUAGUGGAUUUUGUGCGUUGGCUGUGUUCUGUAUCGAUGGAUGAGCUGGUGUCCCCCACCCACCCGCGUAUGUUUAGCUUACAGAAAAUUGUAGAGAUAUCCUACUACAACAUGGGCCGUAUCAGACUGCAGUGGUCUAGGAUAUGGGAGGUCAUCGGAGAUCAUUUUAAUAAGGUUGGUUGCAAUCCUAACGAGGAUGUUGCGAUCUUUGCUGUUGAUUCUUUAAGGCAGCUCUCUAUGAAAUUUUUAGAGAAAGGAGAGCUUGCAAAUUUCCGCUUCCAGAAAGACUUCUUACGGCCAUUUGAGCACAUAAUGAAAAGAAAUAGGUCGCCCACCAUUAGGGACAUGGUUGUUCGCUGCAUCGCACAGAUGGUGAAUUCCCAAGCUGCUAACAUUCGCUCAGGCUGGAAGAACAUCUUCUCGGUCUUUCACUUGGCUGCGUCAGACCAGGAUGAGAGUAUAGUGGAGCUGGCUUUUCAGACCACUGGGCACAUCGUCACCCUGGUGUUUGAGAAACACUUUCCUGCCACCAUUGAUUCCUUCCAGGAUGCAGUGAAAUGUCUGUCUGAGUUUGCAUGUAACGCAGCGUUCCCUGACACCAGCAUGGAAGCCAUACGUCUCAUCCGCCAUUGUGCUAAAUACGUAUCUGACAGGCCUCAGGCAUUCAAGGAGUACACAAGCGAUGAUAUGAAUGUAGCCCCUGAAGACCGUGUCUGGGUGAGGGGAUGGUUUCCCAUCCUGUUUGAGCUGUCCUGCAUCAUCAACAGAUGCAAAUUAGAUGUAAGAACCAGGGGUCUGACCGUCAUGUUUGAGGUAAUGAAGACAUAUGGACAUACGUUUGAGAAACACUGGUGGCAGGAUUUGUUCAGAAUUGUCUUCAGAAUCUUUGAUAACAUGAAACUUCCAGAACAGCAGACUGAGAAAGCUGAAUGGAUGACGACAACGUGCAAUCACGCCCUCUAUGCAAUAUGUGAUGUCUUCACGCAGUACUUUGAGGUACUCAGCGAUGUCUUACUGGAUGACAUAUUUUCUCAGCUCUACUGGUGUGUACAGCAAGACAAUGAACAGCUUGCUCGUUCUGGAACCAACUGCCUAGAAAAUGUGGUUAUUCUAAACGGAGAAAAAUUCACCCUGGAUAUCUGGGACAAAACCGGCAAUUGCAUGCUAAAUAUCUUCAAGACCACGAUUCCUCAUGCGCUACUGACGUGGAAACCUGCAGCUGGAGAUAUUGACUUAAGUGCUCAGUCUGAUAAACAGCUGGAUUCUGUAUCUCAGAAGUCUGUGGAUAUCCAUGAUACCAUCCAGCCACGGACAGUGGAUGGCAGGCGAAGUACCCAGCCUGGAAUAACAGUGGUCACCAAUGAGGAGUCUUACUCUGCAAGAUCCGCAGCGAAAGUUCCGGACCAGAAGCUGUUUGCUGCAUUGUUAAUUAAAUGUGUGGUUCAGCUGGAACUCAUCCAGACCAUCGACAACAUUGUGUUCUUCCCAGCAACCAGUAGAAAGGAGGAUGCGGAGAACCUGGCUGCAGCUCAGAGGGAUGCAGUGCACCUUGAUGUCCACGUCGACACUCAAGAUCAAGGCAUGUAUCGCUUCCUCACAUCACAGCAACUCUUCAAACUGCUGGACUGUCUGCUCGAGUCUCACAGAUUUGCAAAAGCUUUUAACUCCAAUAAUGAGCAGAGGACGGCUCUCUGGAAAGCAGGUUUCAAAGGUAAAUCAAAGCCGAAUCUCCUGAAACAGGAGACGAGCAGUCUGGCCUGUGGUUUGCGGAUCCUCUUCCGCAUGUACAUGGAUGAGAGUCGGAAGAGUGCUUGGGAUGAGGUCCAACAACGGUUACUGAAUGUUUGCAGUGAAGCUUUGAGCUAUUUUUUAACCCUUACAUCAGAAAGUCACAGAGAAGCCUGGACUAACCUUCUGCUACUAUUCCUGACCAAGGUCCUGAAGAUCAGUGAUGAGCGGUUUAAAGCUCACGCCUCCUUCUAUUAUCCCCUAUUGUGUGAAACCAUCCAGUUUGACUUAAUCCCAGAACUGCGUGCAAUUCUUAGAAGAUUUUUCCACCGAAUUGGGCUCGUUUUUAAAAUUUCUCUACCCCCAGAUCUGGACCCCCAGGACAGAUCAGGACAACACGCAGAGGCUACUGAAUUUCAGUCCUCUGAUCACAAGAGACAGACUCCUGCCUGUCGAGAUAACCUUUAAACAAGAACGGUUUUCUAUUCCGGUUUUAAUGGUACAGCUGCUUAGAAUGACACUGUCACUUCAUUACACUCCAGACUGUCUUGCAGUGGACACUGUCUCUUUGACGGGAUAAUUUCCCAGCCUCCAUUGCUGUAACAGCACAGCACAUCAUUGGAGGAAAGAGGACACAUGGAUUUAUCAUGCACAACGUAAUUUGAGUAAUCCAAGACCCCUGGGGUUAUAUGGCAAAAGUCAUAAUUAUCUCAUUCAUAUUUUGGAUUGAAGAAUUAACCUACGUUGUCCCUGAGAUGAACGAAAAAGAAAUCUGAUGUUUCUAAUUUAUGUUGCACUCCUUUUAUCUAUGAACUUCUGAACAUCUAGGGGGUAAAUAUGUACAGAUGUGCAGGUCUGUAAUAUAAGCCGUAAAACACUAUUUGCCGAUCUUCCUGCAAUAUUUGAUUUCCUCCUUUUUUUUUCGCUGAAUUUUUGCAGAUCCCAUUAUUAUAUCAUUUAUGGAAUGCACUAGAUUUUUUUGAGAUUUGAAAAAAAAAUAUUUUUUUAGUUUUCUUUAAUACUUUUAGCCCUGAUGUUACUGCUGCCGACUUUUCAAAGCAGAGGCUGAUGACGUCGCAUUUGAAUAAUCUGUAAAAUAAUUGUAGGGCUUUGAAUAAAAUUAAGAGCAAUUCCUCCAGUGACCUGGAACUUGAAUCCCUGUAGCAAGUCUAGGUUGUGUCUGCUGUUAUAAUUACGUUCCUUUGUUUGAUGUAGAUUUCACUGUACAGAAAUUUAAUGUUAAAUAUAUAAAAUUAACGAGCUUGGUUUGGCCUGUGGGAAAGUAAAAAAAAAAAAAAAAAAUAUUUGGGAACUAUAUCACUACUGUGAAUUGUGCUUCAAUGGUAACAAUACAAAGAAACAGAUUCAAGUGUUGAGCAUUCCUUAUUGCAGUGGAUGUAGAAUUUCUGGACAUAUAUAUAUAUGGUACAGACCUGUAAAGUUUUCUAUGUAAACUUCUGUACAACUUUCUGUACUAUAUUGGUUCUCAUCUGGCAUAAUCUAAUCAGGUUAUAGGUCAAUAAAGUUUUUGAAUUCUUUCAUCUUGCAAACCAA
This is a messenger RNA of Pseudophryne corroboree (corroboree frog), 7233 nucleotides long. RefSeq names its product ADP ribosylation factor guanine nucleotide exchange factor 1 (gene ARFGEF1). The transcript has 39 exons. Lineage: Eukaryota; Metazoa; Chordata; Amphibia; Anura; Myobatrachidae. Gene Ontology annotation, molecular function: guanyl-nucleotide exchange factor activity. The record is from RefSeq and is a predicted model, not a curated record. Gene Ontology annotation, biological process: regulation of ARF protein signal transduction. The coding region runs from base 583 to 6147 and encodes 1854 amino acids.